Messenger RNA from Biomphalaria glabrata, 3038 nucleotides. RefSeq lists its product as uncharacterized. The record is from RefSeq and is a predicted model, not a curated record. The transcript has 3 exons. Bases 300 to 1385 code for a protein of 361 amino acids. Lineage: Eukaryota; Metazoa; Mollusca; Gastropoda; Planorbidae.
UCUAGACCUGGUGGUUUUAAGUUUUAAACCCCCUACCAGAAGGUUUUGAGUUUAAAACUUCCUUUCAGGAGGUUUUGAGUUUAAAACCCCUACCAGGGGUUUUUGCAGUUAAAUUCCCCUCUUCUAUAAAAUAAAACAAAAAAAAUGCAAACGACAAUCUCAAAUUUCAAGACCACAAAAUGAAGUACUUCCUAGUAAAAGCCAAGCAGAGACAGACUGUUAGCGGGGUUUGAGCUAGAGACUGUCGUAAACACAUCUCGAAGGGAAAGCGAAAUGAACAAGUAGUUGAAGCCAAUAAUAUGUUUCCAGCUCUGAAUGUGUCUCCGAGCAACAUAACGUUAGGUCUGACUGAAACAAUGCGUUUGGAAUGUUCCAUUAAAGUUGUCAACAAGAGUCUGAUAGCAAUCGUUGUCUCACAUUCCAGGGACACUGUUCAACCAACUUUCACAUAUAUAUCGUCUGUAAGCAGCUUUCAAGGAGUUAACAAUUAUAUCAGUGAUACCAGUAUGUACGUUACCGGCGCAAUUAACAGCACUGGGCUGUCCUACCUGAACAUAACAUGGAGUUACCCCCAAGAAGAGUCUGCAGGUUUGUAUAAAUGUGAAGUCAAUGAGAUCGAUGAAAUAGGGAAACCUUUAAGAGUGUCCAGCACGGCCACUGUAUCGGUAGCUUUGCCAAGCAUUGGGUCAGUCAUCAGUGAAAUCAAUCAUUUAAGGAAAGAACUCAAUGAAUUAAAAUUCGAGUUUUCGUCUUUGAAAAACGUUGUAUCUCUAGAAAUUUCAAGCCUAAAAAAUCUUUUUAACAAUGUCGACAACAAAACUGAAACCUUGCAACAAAAAAAUGAAAAUGAAUCAGCACAUUGGACGGCUGUUGACAAUCAAAAUAAAAUCAGAUUUGCUAGCAUAGAAAAUAAAACAAACUCUGUCGUUCACAUGCAAGAAAACUUUGUCAGAACGAUAGCUUCAUCAAGAGAUGAGUUAUUUAUUUCGUCGAAUAAUUUUAAAGGGAAAAAGUAUUUACUGACCAAGGAAGCUGCAUUUUUCUACCCAAGUCUCGCUCAAGCGGUUUGUACUCUGUUCGGAGGCUAUCUGGCCGAGAUGGACACCAGUGAGGAGUUUAAUUUUGUGAGAACUUUUGUAAGGUCACAUGGAUCUCAGUUCAUGCAAGUAAUGGCUGGGGGAUCAGAUGAAGGUCACGAAGGUCAUUGGACUUACAGGCACAGUAAAAGUGCUGUAGUUUCAUUUUGGGGUCCAGGAGAACCAGACAAUUACAAUGGUGAGAAUUGUCAGAACUUUUAUCGAAACUUAGAUUAUAGAAUGGCUGAUGGUCAGUGUAUCGCUUUAUCUUCAACUUCAGUAGGUUUUCUUUGUGAAGUGCCUGCAUAGACUAUACAGUCAGAAAAGAGAACAUUAAAAAUAGUAAAUAUGUCUUACAAUAUUAUAUAAUCUAUCACCUUUAUCUAUCUAUCCAUCCAUCUAUCCAUUUAUUUGUCGGUUUACCUAUCAUCUGUCGAUCUAUCUAUCUAUCUAUCUAUCUAUCUAUCUAACUUUCUAUUUAUCUAUUUAGCAUUAUAAUACAGCUUAUAGUGAGCAUAAUAACAGAAGCCAUGUCCUAUGAUGAAAAACAAAUGAAAUAAAAAACACAUUUGUUUCUUCAGUGAGUACGUGCCAGUCACGCCUUCAUUUUUGUUUCGUUGUAUUAUUAGCCUAUAGUUUUAUAAAGUCUGAAGGUGCCUCUGUCACGUUUAGAUAUUUUAAAAAGUAGAAGAGCUUUAAAAAAUAAUUUCAUCACUUUUUGAGGCUUACAAUUGUAAUAUUUGUGUUUUUAAGUGAAGAAUAAGAGUCCUUGUAAUCAAAAAUUUCCAGUUAACAAGUCUUAGUCUUUACAAAUUCGUUGUACACUUUUGUCGGACAUUUUCCGGGUUUUAAGAAGUGACUGUGAUCACUAAAAUUGUUCCAUGUUGAGGCUUUACAAAUGAAUUGUCACCCACUUCCAAACACCUAGUGACCAUCUCUUCCAACAUAAAAAAAUGCCUUUAAAUGCAGAAAUACUUUAAUUCGUUAUUAAAAUUGUGUACAAAAGUAUUUCUUACAUCCAUGUACAUUAGUAAGUGAUAAAUUAAUAAAACCUCUUGGUAAACUAGAAUAUUUAGAACUAUUCCAAUUUCUGACUUUCACUGUUUGCUGUAGUGCUGUUUUACAAUUUAUAUCAUUUAUAUGUCUGCAAUUUUUUAUGAUUUUUUACAAAUUAGUUAUCUACUUCAUGCAUUAUAUUUUUAAUACUUGUGUAUGCAUAGUCUAGAUAUUAAUUAAUCAUAUUUUUUUUCUAUAUAAAGGUUGUUUUAAAAAUGUGAAACUGUUAUUACAUUUGUUUUUCUACUUGAAAUGUUGAUUCCUACCUAAACCUGUAGAGCUCCCGUUAUGUUAACCCACUGUGCACUCAGUUCGUUUUAUCCAUCACUUUAAAGUUUAAACCCUGCAGCGCCACUGCUAUCUGGACAUGUGCUGGUGGUGUUAGUAUAUUUACAGGAGUUCAUACCAAAAUUAUUUCUACUGGCCCAUUUCCCAACUAAGAAAUGUCUGGAGCAGUGGUGGGGUUGGCUGACUAUAAAACAAUAAAGUUAAAGUUUCCCCUUUCAGACCUUGGGAUAUAUGGGGCUGAGGAUAUAAAAGUCAUCUGUUUCUAUGGCCAACGGUUAACGAGCAGGGUGUCAUGUGGCCAGCACACCGACAAACCGCCAUUAUUUUCCCAAACUAAACUAAAGUCAGAUAACCAUAAGAGAUGGGUGGACUCCACAAAGAUCGGUCACUGGCGAUCACUGUAGCCUCUUCCCAACUGGUGUUCACUGCUCUGAAGUCCUUCAUAAAAGUGUGGUGCCAAGUUAUACGAGGACGUGAUCAUAAAUGAUUUCUACAAUUGAAACUUAUAGCAUAAUUCGUUGGCUUAUUUCAAUGAUUUGGAAACUGAUUCGAAAGCUGUUUACACAUGUUUUAUUAUAAUUGCAUAAGAGCUGAAUAUAAUCAAAUAUUAUAACGCUA